Molecule: messenger RNA, 2446 nt
Organism: Solea solea (common sole)
Lineage: Eukaryota; Metazoa; Chordata; Actinopteri; Pleuronectiformes; Soleidae
Gene: mgme1
Product: mitochondrial genome maintenance exonuclease 1
Exons: 6
Coding region: 136-1191 (351 amino acids)
Biological process (GO): mitochondrial DNA replication
Cellular component (GO): mitochondrion
Molecular function (GO): single-stranded DNA exodeoxyribonuclease activity
Source: RefSeq, a predicted model, not a curated record
UUCAGUGACUCAGGAACAUGUUGGGGCAAGUACCGACGUCAAAAACUUUGAAAUAGCUGUUUAUAUGUAUUUAACUGUAUAAACCUCGACAUUAAGUUAUCGUCUUUAGGCGUUUUUCGUGUGAAGGUCGACAGAAUGUUUAUUCGUAAUCAUGUGAUGUCUGUUGGAGGCAUCAUGUACCAGUGCACCUCCCUCCCUGUGAGAAACUUCUCUGUCUGCCGAUACCUAAGCUCCCCAAAAAGACGCAGCUCAUACAGUUUAGUAGACAGUGAGCGGUACUCCUCUCUCGUAAAGACGGUCAUGUCCUCCAAAGUCAGCUCCCAAACUCCAGAGACUCUACUUGCGGAAGAUGAGCACAUCUAUGGACGUGUAGUCAAGGCUCAUAUGCCCCCCACAGUGUCCGAGAUGAGGGAACCGAAAUCCCUCCAUCCGUUCUUGCUUCAUGAAAAGACUGAAGAAACAGACGAGGCAGAGUCAGGACCUCCACUACGGAUCAUUCUAAAAAGGGGUCAAGACAGGGCUUCCAUACCGAGUGUGACGCGUGUUCUUCAGCAGACGCUUUCCUCGGAACAGAUCUUUUAUCUGGAGAGAUGGAAGAAGAAGAUGAUUGCGGAACUUGGAGAAGAUGGCUUCAAGGAAUACAGUCAAAACUUGUUUAGGCAAGGGAAACGUUUCCAUACAGCAGUGGAUGACAUUCUGAUGUCAGAUGCAACAAAGAAGGACGGACAUGCUUCGGACACACUAGAGCUUCCUCCUGAAAUUCAGGGUUACAUGGAGAGCAUCUCUCACAUACUGGAAGAUGUUAGUGCAGUGAGAGCUAUUGAAAGCACUGUACAACAUGACACCUUAAAGUAUCUGGGAAUUGUGGAUUGUGUCGCUCGCUACAGAGGUGUACUUUGUGUUAUUGACUGGAAGACGUCAGAAAAGCCAAAGCCAUUCCUGAGCAACACGUACGACAACCCCAUUCAAGUGGCAGCCUAUGCUGGGGCUCUGAACAACGACGGCAACUACAAAUACCAGGUUGAACAUGGACUCAUUGUAGUGGCCUAUAAGGAUGGCUCACCAGCCCACGCUCAUAAGUUGAGCUCAGAGCUGAUGCUGCAGUACUGGAACAUUUGGUUGCAACGUCUUGAGAAGUUUACAGAACUGAGUUCCAGUCACGUGUCAAGUGCCUUCUCGCAAAAGAAAUGAGAUGUUGAAGAGAGUUCUAGGUCCAGUAUAAAUCCCAUCGGAGCUGGAUGGCUUUACAGGAUCAUAAAGUGGAUGAGGAGGAUUUGCCAUUUGAAUUUCCUGUGGUGGACCUUGGUGAGGUGCUACACGAGGAUCCAGGAGAAGAUGGAGGUGCCCAAUACUAAAACUCAAAUCAAAAUCCCAAUCAUGGAUUAUAUAACUACACACGUGCCACAGUCCCAAGGUGAUAUACCUUAUGAUCAAGAUUACAAUUGCCUUACAAUAUCUUUAAAAUAUCACAUGAAAAAAAAAAACCCAGUUACAAAAUCAGUAAUUGAAAUGAAUCCACCCUGCCCUGUAUGAGGGAUCCUCAGUAAAGCCAAGGUUUUUAAAGAGCCUGUAGGAAAUGAUGUUCUCCUCCUCGAUGAAGCAGAAGGCCGGGUGUCCCUCAGCACAGAGUCUUUUUGCCAUAGUGCUGACCAGAACUUUGGCAUACCCUUUCCCUCUGUGCUCUGGCACAGUGUACAACAGGCCCAUGGCACAGUACUCGUACAACAGAAUCCAGGACACCGGCUGAUCCUGUCCGUCAGUGAUGCAGUACGACGGAUAAUUGCUAAUGAAAUGUUUAACGGUGUUGUAACUCUGCUCAUUCCCUCCAAACUUCCAUGUUUUAUUCACCAAGUCAACAUGGGAAAUGUCAAGGGAGGAAAUCCUUGAUUCAAGAUCACUGCAGGGAAAGAGACAUUUAUGAUACCAUUACUUGAUUAGGAAAACUUCUACUUUCAUAUACAGAUUUUAGUGAAAGUAUACUGAAGUUUUAAGAGCGUACCUAUCAACUGUUGGUGUGAGAAGAUGGCUGCUGUCUGCCAAAUACACGAGGUGAACCACACACAUGUAUCUCAACUUAACAUCUCUCUCAGAAGACACUUCUUUAAGUAUGGGGUCUUGGGACAAGUCAAAUCCUGAAGUAAAAAAAGAAAGAUUUGAAAACAUACUUCAAAUAGCAAAAGUUAAAGUAUCCACUGCUGAAAAAUCACAAACAUGUUGCUUGUGACAUAUUCUUACUGUGAUGGUUUUUGUUUUUGUUUUAAGAUUGUCAGAGUUGUAGAAUUCCAUUUAUAAUGUAGAAACUACAACAAUAAUGAGGCAAAGUGGUUCAACACAUAACUGAGAAAUGUAUUGAAGUGCAGUAACUAUUUAUGCACAGUGUAUUUUGUGUGCUCUUUUCGUCUCUGUCACACUGUAUGGUGGGGUUAAUAAAGUAUUCUUCAUUUGA